ACCAAUGAUUGAAUGCAGUGGAAUUAACUGUGUGCGGGGAAAUGGUUCCAACUUGAUUGUGUUGGUCUUGCUGUAGAGGAUGUGCCAGAUGAUGAUUGGUUUUGUUCGGGAAGAUGCAGUUCAAAUGAAAAGGCACCAGAAAAGAGGGGUAAAGCAGCUGCUGAUCCCAUUGAUCACAAACACGAGUAUGUCACAGCAUUACUACUUCAGGGCCUACUAGAUCAGACACAAAGAGAUUGUGUACGAGAGAAUGAUGGUCCAAUGCUCAUGCGAUUAUGGAAAAUGAACAUCAUCCAAUUCCACAAUAGGAAUCACCAUAAAUAUGUAAUAUUGGCUCACAAACUUAUAGCAGGGAUAAGUGGUUGGUUACCACUACGUUUGCAAAAAGAUUUGCUAUGGAACAGAACUGUGAAUUUGUCAGGUGGACCUGGUAAAAAUUUGGAAAUGGAUUUGGUGAAUGAAAUGUUGAAUAAAGAAUUCAAAGAGUCAUUAAAGGAUGCUGGAGGAAAUUUGACAGUGGAAACUGUUUCCAGGCACAGCCAGCUGGUUGGUCAUUUAGGACGGAAACUGGAUAAAUUCUUUGUGAAUGUUUCAGAUGUUGAGGAAAAGCAAAGAGUCGUUUCACCAGCAAGGGAUUUCUGUCAAGACAUCAGACUAUUUAUUAACAUGCUGAUGAAAGAAAAAUUAUUUGAUUAUGUUAAAGGAAGAGCCUUUAAAUCUUUUCCAAAUUUUGUACAUGUAGGUGCAGCAAAGGAUCCUGUGAGAUUGAGAAAAAAAUCAAACAGCUAAGUUGCAAGCUUGACAGACUUCCCAAAAUUGUUUGAAAUCAUUGUUUGAUUGUAUAAUUCUCUUUUUCGUCACACUCAACAAUUUCCGUUUCUCACUCAGUGUCACACCAAAUGUUUAUUAAUUUUUUUUAAAAUUUCUUCCCCCGUACUAUUUAUUAGUUUUUAGUCACUCAGUUGAUGCCCUUGAAAGAAUCCAUUUAAAAAAAAAAAGGAUAUAUUGAAACUCAUUUCUUAUCGUAAUUUUUUAUUACUUUUUCAAAAAUUAUUUCCAUCCCACGAGUAACAAUAG
Ostrea edulis (European flat oyster) is the source of this 1077-nucleotide messenger RNA. RefSeq lists its product as uncharacterized. Lineage: Eukaryota; Metazoa; Mollusca; Bivalvia; Ostreida; Ostreidae. The record is from RefSeq and is a predicted model, not a curated record. The coding region runs from base 262 to 789 and encodes 175 amino acids. The transcript is spliced from 4 exons.